Messenger RNA from Ramularia collo-cygni, 603 nucleotides. RefSeq names its product related to coatomer protein zeta chain. NCBI's taxonomy places the organism in Eukaryota, Fungi, Ascomycota, Dothideomycetes, Mycosphaerellales, Mycosphaerellaceae. The transcript has 2 exons. Gene Ontology annotation, biological process: intra-Golgi vesicle-mediated transport; intracellular protein transport; retrograde vesicle-mediated transport, Golgi to endoplasmic reticulum. The record is from RefSeq and is a predicted model, not a curated record. Gene Ontology annotation, cellular component: COPI vesicle coat. The coding region runs from base 1 to 603 and encodes 200 amino acids.
AUGGCACCCAAUAUGACUCUGUUCUCGGUCAACGCCAUCCUCCUCCUCGCGACCGACGACUCCUCCCGCAUUCUGGCCAAAUACUACAAUCCCCCGCAUAUGCCGCAAGGCGCUCAGGGCAACAACUACCCCGGCGCGAACCCAUACACGAAUGUCAAGGACCAAAAAGCGUUUGAAAAGGGUCUUCUGGAGAAGACUGCGAAGCAGACAAGCGAUGUCAUUCUCUACGACAACCGAGUGGUCGUGUUCAAGAUGGAGUCGGAUGUCAUGCUCUACGUGGUGGGAGGUGCGGACGAGAACGAAAUCAUGCUCUACAACGUAGUUCUGGCACUACGAGACAGCUUGACCAUCCUGCUCAAGAAUUCUGUCGACAAGCGARCACUGAUUGAGAACUACGAUCUUGCAUCGCUCUGUAUAGACGAGAUUGUCGACGACGGCAUCAUUCUCGAGACGGAUCCUGUCGUUAUUGCGAGCCGAGUGAGCCGACCACCGCAGCAAGAUGCACCCAACAUGCAAGGAUUGGAUCUCAGCGAAGAAGGACUGCUCAAGAUCUAUCAAUUUGGAAAGCAGAAGCUGGGCGAACGGUUACGACAAGGACUAUAG